Molecule: messenger RNA, 308 nt
Organism: Bemisia tabaci
Lineage: Eukaryota; Metazoa; Arthropoda; Insecta; Hemiptera; Aleyrodidae
Source: RefSeq, a predicted model, not a curated record
UACGAGAUCAACUACUUCGGCAAGCCCUACAUCAUCAAGCACAAGCAGUCCGCCGCCCUCAACGUCUUCACCCAGAAACCGGUUGUUGUCGACGAGUACGCCGCCCCCGCUUUCUACGAGAAGGAAGCCCCUGCCGCCGUCAUUGUUGAAGAGGUCUGCCCCCCGGCUCCCUGCGCCGAGCCCGCUUACCCACAACCAUGCUACUAGAACCCAAAACCUGAGCUUAACAGUCAGGGAUACUAAAUCCUUGCUGAGAUUGUUUUUCUUCGUAAAAGCAGAAAAAUACAGAACUAUUCUCAGGAAAAUUA